AUAUAUAGGUAGAUAUACCCUUUUUAUAUUGUGCGAUUUAUCUCCAACAUCACUCUUUAUUUAAAAAGCCUCACUUCCCCCAACACCUCCGACUCUCUUCUUCAGCUCCUGCCACAAUGAGCCAUGGCUGCGUCCGCCGUCAUCCGGCGCCACCACUUCCUCUCCUACUCCUCACCCUCGCCGCAGCCUCCCUGCUUCUCCUCACCGCACCGGUAGCCGCCUGGCGCCCAUGGCCCAACCAGAAACCCAACGCCACCGAACUCAUCUUCGGAGCCUCCAAGAAGUACGAGGGCUCGUCCGAGUUCGUCAAGCUGAAGUACCACAUGGGCCCCGUCCUGACGGCCGACAUCUCCGUUCACACGAUCUGGUACGGCACGUGGCGUAACCCCCAGAAGAAAAUCAUUCGCGAGUUCAUCAACUCCAUCUCCGCCGCCGAUUCCAAGCACCCCUCCGUGUCCGGCUGGUGGAAGACCGUCCAGCUCUACACCGACCAGACCGGCUCCAACAUCUCCCGGACCGUCCGGCUCGGCGAGGAAAAAAACGACCGGUUCUACUCCCACGGCAAGAGCCUCACGCGCCUGUCCAUCCAGUCCGUCAUAAAAUCCGCCGUGACGGCCUCCACGCGCCCCCUCCCGAUCAACCCCAAGAGCGGGCUCUACCUGCUGUUAACCUCCGACGACGUGUACGUCCAGGAUUUCUGCCAGAACGUCUGCGGGUUCCACUACUUCACAUUCCCGUCGAUCGUGGGGUACACGCUCCCGUACGCGUGGGUGGGAAACUCGGCCAAGCUGUGCCCGGGGACGUGCGCGUACCCCUUCGCCGUGCCGGAUUACAUCCCCGGGAUGAAGCCGCUGAGGUCGCCGAACGGCGACGUCGGCGUCGACGGGAUGAUAAGCAUCAUCGGCCACGAGGUCGCCGAGCUGGCGACGAACCCGCUGGUGAACGCCUGGUACGCCGGCGGGGACCCGAUCUUCCCGGUGGAGAUCGCCGAUCUCUGCGAGGGCAUUUACGGAACCGGCGGGGGCGGGUCGUACACGGGGCAGAUGUUGAACGGCGCGGAUGGCGCGACGUACAACAUGAACGGGAUAAGGAGGAGGUUCUUGGUCCAGUGGGUUUGGAACCAUGUGGUGAAUUACUGUUCUGGCCCUAACGCACUUGAUCAGUGAAUGUCACUCCUCCUGUCUAGCUAGUUGUACUCCCUACUAUUUUUGCUCCAUUGGGUUCUUCUGUCUUCUCUGUUUCGUUUUGGGGUUUUAUCUGAAUUUCGUUUCUUUUUUUUUCUUUUUUCUUUGUUCUGGAGGUUGGGGGGUUUUGUGAGCUGCUUGUUCAUGGAUAAUUUUAAUUAGUUUAAACUUAAUUUGUGUUUUGUUUGUUUAAAA
Molecule: messenger RNA, 1379 nt
Organism: Rhododendron vialii
Lineage: Eukaryota; Viridiplantae; Streptophyta; Magnoliopsida; Ericales; Ericaceae
Product: protein EXORDIUM-like 3
Exons: 1
Coding region: 117-1166 (349 amino acids)
Source: RefSeq, a predicted model, not a curated record